AUGUCAGUGCAGCAAAAGGCUGAAGCUCUUAGGCAGAAGAUCGAUGAUCUCCUCGUGGAGGGAGUUGACACCGCGAUCCCAAUUCUCAAGGUCGUCAAUGCUACAGCCAGUUGGUGUCCCCCUCUAAUGAUGGCAACUGGCGGUGCACUCUCCAUCCUCGAUGAGGUUAAGAAGUUCAAGGACAACAAGAAGGAAUGGACUGAUUUUGGGAAAUACGUGGUCGACACCAUGGCCGAUGUGGUUUCAGCCAUAAAAUCCUAUGAUGCGUCGGCGGAAGAGGCAAAGCCGUGGGUGGAGAGCGUCACAAAGCUCGAUAGGGCGCUACAGAUGAUUAAGUCCGAAAUCGAACGAAGACUGAAAAAAGUAGAGAAACGACCGGCUGUCCUAAAUGUACUGUCCUACUUGAGAGACCCAGGAAGAAUCGACGGCCUAAAGAAAGAUUUUGAUAAAGCAUUGGCGUCAUUUCAGCUUAGGACGAAUCUAAUAGGUGGUGCCAAAUUAGCGGCCAUAGAACGUCGUCAACAGGACGACAAAAUCCUCGAUAGUCUCCGAUACCCCCAUAUCGCCCAUGAUGAUUUCACCCAGGUGUGCCUAGAAGGGACUAGGAUUGAUCUCACGGAGCGUAUCAUGACAUGGUGUCGCAACACUGGGGAGAGUGAGAACCGGCUAAUGCUACUGACUGCUGUGGCUGGUGCCGGCAAGACUUCAAUUGCACUCACGAUAGCCGAACGAUGUGCUGGUGAGGUAGACAUUACAUUGUUACUGCACUUUUUCUUCAAAGCGGGAGAACGGUCGCGGCCCGAUUUUCUAUUCAGCAGCAUUGCUCGAACUCUAGCAGACCAUGACCCGUUUACCGCACUCUCAUCAUCUCUGCUCUCCGAGAGGACCCCUCCCUCUCAACGGCCCUACUCGCGAAGCAAUUUAAAUGAAUGUGACAAAGAAGUGUUUGAGUCCUUGGCCGAUAUUCUUCGGGAGGAAGUGCCUAGGCUGCCAUCGUCCAUAAAAUUCUUUAUCACAUCGAGACAUACUGAUCUUGUUAAACGCGCCCUCUCACUCCAAUUCCCUAUCGGUCGUCUCGCUAUUGACCUCUCGGAUGACACAAAUGUGCAGGACUGUGCUACAUAUAUACGCUUCGAGCUGCAAAAGCUGAAAAAUUGGCAUCCUAAUUUACAUCUUCAGGACGAGGAUAAAACAAUUCAGGAGAUCUUGGAACGUGCGAGUGGCUUGUUUAUUUGGAUCAGCACCAUCUUUCGCUACAUGAAGACAGCCAACAAGGAUCCCAUGAAGACGUUAGAGGGCUUGCUCGACACUUGCGCCAAACGAUCAAAGGCCCCUGCCGAGGGAAUGAUGGACCGCUUAUAUACAAGCAUUCUGAAGAAGUGCGAUUGGGAAGAUGAAGAUUUUGUUCAUGACUACCCAAUCGUGAUGGGAGCAAUCUUUGUCGCACAGCAGCCUCUGUCCAUCACAGCCUGGGAUGCAAUUUUGUCACCUUUCCUCACGUCUCUUGUUCGAUAUUCGUUGGCUGAACUUGCUCCUCUGCUCUCAGGAGUUGAGGAUUCUCACUUUCCUGUUCGCAUCUUACACCAAUCGUUCCGCGACUUCAUUGUCGAUCGGAUUGUUCCUCCAUCAAUCAACCCUCGUUGCAUUCCAGUAGACGUAGGGACGGGGAAUGCCAGAGUUGCCCUGCGAUGUGCCGAGAUUCUGAACCAGGAUCUUUGCUCUGUAAAGGGCUUAGGACUGAUUGAAAAGUUGUCUGAAGAAGUCGAGCUGCCACUCAUUCCCUCAGAGGAGUCAUCCGAGCACUCUCGUUAUGCAUGUCGCCACAUUGUCCAUCACCUCAGUGGAGUCCAGGAACCAUCAGAGGAGCUGGAUGCGUCAGUUGGGGUGUUUUUCAGUCAGCAAGCAACUCGCUGGGUGGAAGCCUGUGUGAGGAUGGAGGGCUGCAUUAGUAUCUCGUUACUCCCUGAGUGGGCUAAGAGGUCAAAAGGCGCUGUUAGCACGCUGGCCAGUGUGCUUGUCCGGCUUGUAGAUAAUUUGAUUUUUUUUGCAAGAUUCCAGGAGGCAUAUGAGGCAGCAAAUGAUUCUGUUGUACUCUGCCGUUACCUUCUUUUGGUGGACUCAGGGUCCUACUCCCCGGAUUUAGCCGAGUCGCUUGGGGCUCUUUAUUUGGCCCUUUUCAAACUUGGACGGCACUCGGAGGCACUCCCAUUCAUUGAAGAAAGCGUCAAACUGCGGCGCCAGCUAGUCACAGUUCAUCCGGGAACAUACACCCCGAAUUUGGCCAUGUCACUCAGUAAUCUAUAUAACGCUCUUUCCGAUCUCGGACGGCACUCGGAGGCACUCCCAUUCAUCGAAGAAAGCGUCAGCAUCUGCCACCAGCUAGUUGCUGCUCACCCGGGAUCAUACACCGCUGAUUUGGCCAUAUCACUCAGCAAUCUAUACCUUGCUCUUUCCCAACUCGGACGGCACUCGGAGGCACUCCCAUUCAUCGAAGAAAGCGUCAACCUCUACCGGCAGCUGGUUGCUGUUCACCCAGGAUCGUACACCGCAGAUUUGGCCAUUUCACUCAAUAAUCUAUAUGGCGCUCUUUCCAAACUCGGACGGCACUCGGAGGCGCUCCCAUUCAUCGAAGAAAGUGUCAACCUCCACCACCAGCUGGUUGCUGUUCACCCAGGAUCAUACACCCCGGAUUUGGCCAUGUCACUCAACAAUCUAUAUUUUGCUUUUUCCAACCUCGGACGGCACUCGGAGGCGCUCCAAUUCAUCGAAGAAAGUGUCAAACUCCGGCGCCAGCUAGUUGCAGUUCAUCCGGGAUCAUACACCCCGAAUUUGGCCAUCUCACUCAACAAUCUAUACCUUGCUCUUUCCAAUCUCGGACGGCACUCGGAGGCGCUCCCAUUCAUCGAAGAAAGCAUCAAUCUCUACCGCCAGCUAGUCGCAGUUCAUCCGGGAUCAUAUACCUCGAAUUUGGCAAUGUCACUCAACAAUCUAUAUUCUGCACUUUCCAAACUCGGACGGCACUCGGAGGCGCUCCCAUUCAUCGAAGAAAGCGUCAACCUCUACCGCAGCUGUGACGCUCUUUCCAAUCUCGGACGACACUCGGAGGCGCUCCCAUUCAUCGAAGAAAGCGUCAACCUCUACCACCAGCUGGUUGCUGUUCACCCGGGAUCAUACACCCCGGAUUUGGCCAUCUCACUCGACAAUCUGAGUGACGCUCUUUCCAAUCUCGGACGGCACUCGGAGGUGCUCCCAUUCAUCGAAGAAAGUGUCAGCCUCUACCGCCAGCUGGUUGCUGUUCACCCGGGAUCAUACACCCCAGAUUUGGCCAUCUCACUCAACAGUCUAUACCUUGCUCUUUCCAAUCUCGGACGUCACUCGGAGGCACUCCCAUUCAUCGAAGAAAGCGUCAACCUCUACCGCCAGUUGGUUGCUGCUCACCCAGGAUCGUUCACCCCAGAUUUGGCCAUGUCACUCAACAAUCUAUAUUCUGCUCUUUCCAAACUCGGACGGCACUCGGAGGCGCUCCCAUUCAUUGAAGAAGGCAUCAAGAUCCAGCGCCAGCUGGUUGAAAUCAACCCAGGAGCAUACACCCCACAAUUUGCCAAUUCACUCAGGAAUCUUCGCAACGCUCUUUCCAAUCUUGGACGUGAUUCCGAGGCACAAAUGGUCCACAGUUGA
Cantharellus anzutake is the source of this 3678-nucleotide messenger RNA. RefSeq lists its product as uncharacterized. The record is from RefSeq and is a predicted model, not a curated record. The transcript has 7 exons. Lineage: Eukaryota; Fungi; Basidiomycota; Agaricomycetes; Cantharellales; Hydnaceae. Gene Ontology annotation, molecular function: protein binding. The coding region runs from base 1 to 3678 and encodes 1225 amino acids.